Messenger RNA from Zygotorulaspora mrakii, 972 nucleotides. RefSeq lists its product as uncharacterized. Gene Ontology annotation, cellular component: P-body; nucleus. The record is from RefSeq and is a predicted model, not a curated record. NCBI's taxonomy places the organism in Eukaryota, Fungi, Ascomycota, Saccharomycetes, Saccharomycetales, Saccharomycetaceae. Gene Ontology annotation, biological process: deadenylation-dependent decapping of nuclear-transcribed mRNA. The transcript has a single exon. Gene Ontology annotation, molecular function: RNA 7-methylguanosine cap binding; hydrolase activity. The coding region runs from base 1 to 972 and encodes 323 amino acids.
AUGGAAUCCAUUAGUGAACUUGUUGAACGGUUUCAAUUUGAAAAGGUUUUAAACUCAAAUCCUCAGUCAAAGUCAAUUGUUCUCCUAGGUAAAAUUGACGAUAAGCAUGCCAUCAUCACGGCAGAGAAAACUCAUUUCAGUGUAAACUCAAGUACAAAUGAAUACUCAAACGAUUACGAAAAGCUGAAGCAGACGACAAAGAAUGACAUUUACUAUUGGGGCACAGCUCUCUUGAAACAAGAUUUGGAAAGCAAUCCUAGUGCAAAGAUUAACGUAAUAUGGCCCGCAACAGAUAUCCAUAUCAAGAAAUAUUCUCAACAGACAAUGCAUUUGGUGAGGGAAACUCCUGACGUUUAUAACAGGAUUGUCAAGCCGUAUAUUGAUGAAAUGUACGAGCAACGUCGCUUGAAAUGGGUGCAUAACAUCCUAUAUGAGAACGCAGAAGCAGAUCGUGUAGUAUAUAAAGAUCUUAUUGAAGAGAACAAAGAAGGCGGUUUUGUUGUUUUACCUGAUAUGAAAUGGGAUGGCAUAAAUAUCGAUUCCUUGUACCUCGUAGCCAUAGUGUACAGGGACGACAUCAAAUCGAUUAGAGAUCUUAACCCAUCCCACAAGAACUGGUUAAUUACAUUAAACAACAAGAUUAAGACAUUUGUUCCGGCAUGCUAUAAUUUUGCGUUAAGACCCGACGAAUUGAAUAUAUUUGUCCAUUAUCAGCCUUCCUACUACCACUUUCAUAUCCAUAUUGUGAACAUCAGACAUCCUGGCUUAGGACUAGGUAUGUCAGCUGGAAAGGCUGUUCUCCUUGAUGACAUUAUCGAAAAUUUGAAUUAUUUGGGUCCGCAGGGAUUCAUGAAUAAAACAUUGAGUUAUAUAAUUGGCACUAACCAUGAUCUGUGGGCCAGAGGCCUUAAAGAUGAAGUUGCAAGACAAUUGCAGGCAGAAGACAUCCCAAGAAGUCGGUCAUCGACAUAA